AAACGGCCAUGGGUGGUUUUUAAACGACCAGCCAGGACUUUAGAGCCUUCAGAAAUCCUCAACUUUUAUCUCAGUUCUUCUUCUUUCCAGCUAUUCUCAAACCACCCUCCCCCCCCCACCAAAACACGCUGAAAUCACUAUACUAUAUGCCUCGUGAAACCAUCGAAUUCCAAACGGCCGACCAUGUCACCUUGCGAGGCUGGUUCUUCCGUCCUUCAACAGAGGCAUCGGAAACAAAGCUGCCUUGCCUUGUUAUGUCUCAUGGGUUCUCGGCUCUGAAAGAAAUGGAAUUGGACACGUUCGCGGAAUAUUUCAUUCAAAAUCUGCCCAUCAGCUGUCUAGUAUAUGAUAACCGAGGUUUCGGCGACAGUGACACCAAGGCAGGCCAGCCUCGUCAUGAGAUCCUCCCUAGUCAACAGACAAGCGACAUAUCAGACGCCAUCACCUACGCACAAUCGCGAGCUGACGUUAAUCCAGAUCGCAUUGGCAUCUGGGGAAGUUCUUACAGCGGCGGGCAUGUGCUGUGGGUUGGAGCAGUUGACCGGCGAGUUAAGGUGGUGCUCUCCCAGGUUCCGUUUGCAGAUGGGUGGGCAAAUAUGAACCGACUCAUACGGCCUGAUAUGAUGGAGGCAGUAAACAAAACAUUCCAGGAAGACAGAUUAGCUCGGGCCGCAGGGAAACCCGCUGCGAUGAUGAAAGUGGUAGAUGAAGAUCCGUUGAAACCAUCUGCGCUUCCCACUCCAGAUAGCUAUCAGUUCUUUACUGCAUGGGAAGCGAAGUCAAACUGGAAGAAUGAGAUUACGAUGAAAAGUCUUGAGGCUGCUCGCGAGUAUUUUCCUUCAGCACAUAUCCACCGUAUCGCACCAACCCCGCUGUUGAUGACUGUGGCAGAGAAUGAUGUCAUUACUCCAGUUGAUCUUGCUCUGGAGGCGUUUUCUCGGGCCCGAGAGCCAAAGAAAUUGCAGAUCACUCCAGGAGGUCAUUUUGAUGGCUAUACCGGUAAAGGCUUCGAACGCAAUGCAUCGGCCCAAGCGGACUUUCUGAAAGAACAUUUGGUUGGAUAGCUUCUUGUCAUCAUAGGUUUCUUCAAUGAUGUUAGUGGGAAUACAAUGCAACGCUUCUGGUUUGUAUAAGUCCGAAGGACCUGC
Aspergillus caelatus is the source of this 1148-nucleotide messenger RNA. RefSeq names its product alpha/beta hydrolase. Lineage: Eukaryota; Fungi; Ascomycota; Eurotiomycetes; Eurotiales; Aspergillaceae. The record is from RefSeq and is a predicted model, not a curated record. Gene Ontology annotation, molecular function: hydrolase activity. Bases 147 to 1064 code for a protein of 305 amino acids. The transcript is spliced from 3 exons.